Molecule: messenger RNA, 465 nt
Organism: Rhineura floridana
Lineage: Eukaryota; Metazoa; Chordata; Lepidosauria; Squamata; Rhineuridae
Product: small serum protein 2-like
Exons: 4
Coding region: 59-373 (104 amino acids)
Source: RefSeq, a predicted model, not a curated record
UCAGAGCCAUUCCCCUGCCCCUAAGAAGAGUUUGCCAGCAGCUCGUUGAAAAAGUAAGAUGAAAGUCAUCGUCAGCCUAGCUGUCUUCUGUAUCUCACUGGCCUUGUGCGAUGGAGCAUGCUUUAUGAGUACAUCAGUGACUCCAGAUGGAUGUACUGAUACGUAUGAUGGGAAGAAACAUCCAUUUGGGUCCGCCUGGAAUACAGCUGAGUGCAUGAGAUGUGAAUGCAGCAGAAAUACAAUGCAAUGCUGUAGCAGAUAUGGUGGUGUUGUAGAGCCUCCUCCUGGAUGCAGAGCAGUUGUUGAUUUCCAAGCGUGUAAAUACGUAUUGCAUAAAGAAGGUGACCCUUCAAAGCCGUGUGAUAGGGCUUAAAAGACCCAUUCUGUCUGUCAUAUUGAGGACUGGAACAAAACACAGUAUUUACACAUGCCCAUGUCUCUGACUUUUAAAAAUUCAAUAACCAA